This is a messenger RNA of Cyphomyrmex costatus, 935 nucleotides long. RefSeq lists its product as uncharacterized. Bases 21 to 821 code for a protein of 266 amino acids. Lineage: Eukaryota; Metazoa; Arthropoda; Insecta; Hymenoptera; Formicidae. The transcript is spliced from 5 exons. The record is from RefSeq and is a predicted model, not a curated record.
AGACUACCGUUUUCUGAACUAUGGAAGUAAUAAAAGAAAAUGGAUUUACUUGCAAACACUGCAAUGUAUGUAUCGUUUCAUUAGACGCAGCAUCCGUACAUGAAUGUUUAAGAGGAAAAGAUAUAUAUAUGGACAGCAAUAACGCUUUAUUUAUCAACGACAUUUUAGAUGUUAAUGAUGAAUUAUAUAGUAACUGCCAGAAAACAGUGCCAGAAACCAUCGCAGGCAGUACAGAUAGUGAACACUCUGCUAAACAAAGCGCUAUUUGGACUGAUGAGGCAACAAUGGCUCUUCUCAGCCUUUAUGAAGCCAAUAAGCAUAUGUUGGAUCAUCCUAAAAAAAAAUCCAAAAUUUGGAUAGCAAUAUCAGAUGGCCUAAAAAAUUUCGAAAUCCAGAUGUCCAGUGAUCAGGUUAGAUGGAAAAUGAAUAUAUUACAAAAAAAAUACAAAGAUUGUUGUGAUAAGUCAAGCAGAGAUAGAAUUGAAUUUAAAUGGUACAGUCAAUUGGAUGAAAUAUUUGGCAAAAAUAAAGAUGCUGUUGCCGCCCACACUGUAUCGAGUAAAAUAAUAGGAACUAAAGUCGACAAACCUGCAUUAUCCGAUCAAAGACAUAUUAUAAGUUGUGGAACUUCCAAAUCAUUAUCACCAGAUAUGGUUAUAAGUGAUCUUACAAGUCCCAUCGCGUCUGCUGCUACAAUUUCAAUUGCCUCGCCAUUGAAUAAUAAAAAUACAGAAGCAAAAAUUCGUCCCCGCCAUGGAACAGGAUCAAACUUAGCAAAUAAAAAAAUGAACAUUGAACAACAGUGGCUAAAAUUUCUAUAAACUAAAGAAAUAAGAGAUACUGAACGUCAUAAAAGGCAUAUAACAGCUGAGAACAGAGCAAUUGAAAGCUUUACGUUAAAGAAACAAAUGGUAUCUUUAAAAAGAAAACAGAUG